AUGGAUUGGACUCAGGAAGAUGUUUCAAUAUGGUUGAUGGAGAAUGGUUUUGACAAAUGCGUAAAUAAGUUUAAAGACGAAGAAAUUGAUGGUUUAACUCUUUUAAAUUUGAGUUCAUCAUCAAUCGAUGAACUUUUAUCAAUCAAUACUAUUGAUAAUGUUAUUAAGAAGCCAACAAUAGGUAUUAAAACAAAGUUCGAAAAAAAGCUGGAGAUGUUAAAAUCAGAUGUUUUUUCAAGUUCUAGUAAUAUUUUGACAUUAAAUGAAAAACAAUCGGACAUUUUAAUAAAUGAAAUAAAUUCAAACGCUUCAAAUAAUUUAUCAUUUUUUCAUGACUUUAACAUUGAUACUGAACAUCACGUUAUUGGUAAUCAAGAUCAUCUCAAAGUUUCUUUAUCGACCACAAAUGUUUCAAAUCAAUUGAAUGAUCAAUCUUCCUCGAGUUCACAAUUUUUACCACCACAAGAUACAACAAUCGAUCAAAGAAUCCACCAAUCAUUAGAUAAUUCUUCAAUUACGUCAAUAUCUCAAUCGAAAAAAAAAUUUCCAUUGAAUUACGUGCUUCCACAAUUUGAUAAAGCUUUCGAGAAAGCUGCAGAAGAUCCAUCGAAAACAGAUUUUGGACUGCGGUGCAGAAAAAAACAACAACUUGUUAAAACAAUUCGUGAUGAUGUAGCCAAUACCUAUGGCAUUGACUUUUAUCCAACUGCAUCUGAAUUUGACCGAAUGGUUGUUAGUGUGAAAAAUAAAUAUCCAGCACUUAGUAAAGUAUUCGGCGAAGAUAUGAGUUUACUAACAUCAGCAUUAAAACAACAAUUUUCACGCGAUCGUCAACAAUAUGGUUGUUCAUCUGAUGUAUUACUGAAAAAACGACAGUCAUAUGGUCAUUUAUUGUCAGGACGUAAGCUAAAAUUUGUUAAAGUUGAUUUAGUAUCUCAUCGUGAGUAUUUGAUUCAAGAAAAAGAACAAUCUCAAGAAUGUUUAAUGCAAUUGUCUCAACAAGCUGAUUCAAUGCGUGUUUUAAUAAACACAACAAACUAUGAUUAUGGUCAAAUUAAAGCAAAAAUGGACAUAACGUAUCCACAUCGUCACCGUCUUGUGCAAGAAAUGAAGCCAAUAAAACAAAUUAUUGAUUUAUAUCCAGCUUUAACAGUGAUUGAUCUGAUAAUUCGUGAAAUUAAUGUCCAUUUUGAUCCAUUCGAUGGAGACAUUGUUGAAACAUUAAAAGGUAAUACUUCUAAAUUAUCAUCCUAUAUUAUCUUCCUUAUUUUAGAAGAGCAACCUUUCUUUAUCUUGGAACAUUUAAUCAUGAAACGUUAUAAACAUUCGAAGAAACUAUUAUUACAUCAUGAAACUAUAGAUGCUUAUCCAAUGAUUCAAAUCCAAAAGGUCAAUGAUACUACAAAUUAUUCUAUCGUUAUUGAAUAUAAUCAAUUAAUUACAACGAAUUCUCAAGCUGAAGCAAUGGCUGUUUUGAUUGGUUCUUAUGAAAUAUUCAAUAUAGAAUAUCCAACAAAAAUUCGUGCAACACUCGAGGUUUUGAAUGGAUUAUCAUUUAAAAGAAGAUCAUUUUUUUUAUCAGUGGCUGCAAAAAGAUUUUUCAAUGAAUAUAAAUUAAAUAUUGAUUUAAAUUAACACUUCGUUUCCUUCGCAUUUUUCAUACCAGGUCUUCAAAUCUAUAAUGUAUGUUUAUGUUUGUAUGUAGAAAUGCUUAUUUUUUUGUGAAUAUGAACUAUUUGUUUUUUUAUUGUUAACUUUUUAAAAGUUGUUUCACUUUUAUUUAAUGGUGAACUUUUCAUAAUUAUGCAUCAUGUAUUAAAGUAUCAUAUAUAUAAUAAAUUGAAAGUGCUAUAUUAAAAUGAGUAUAAAAUAACUUGAUUUUCAAAUUUGUAAAAUAUGUUCUAAUCGAUAUAUCAUAAGCGAAAUUCCAGGAAUGCCUAUAUGAAUUCACUUUCGAUUUUCUAACUAGAAAAUCG
Messenger RNA from Rotaria sp. Silwood1, 1976 nucleotides. The record is from the annotation of a GenBank genome assembly. Lineage: Eukaryota; Metazoa; Rotifera; Eurotatoria; Philodinida; Philodinidae.